Molecule: messenger RNA, 1220 nt
Organism: Cajanus cajan (pigeon pea)
Lineage: Eukaryota; Viridiplantae; Streptophyta; Magnoliopsida; Fabales; Fabaceae
Product: peptide methionine sulfoxide reductase
Biological process (GO): cellular response to oxidative stress
Cellular component (GO): cytoplasm
Molecular function (GO): peptide-methionine (S)-S-oxide reductase activity
Source: RefSeq, a predicted model, not a curated record
GCGAGUAGGAAGAGAAGGUUUUAUUCGUUUGUGGCACUUCCACUUUCUUCCUCUUCUCUCACUCCCAAACACCAUUCACUUUCUCUCCUCUACUCGCAGUGCACUGCCACGUCCAGUUCCCUUCUGUGUGUUCCUUUCUUCUAGUCUCUCAACCGUGACAAAACGAAGCUCCUUUCAGAAUUUUCUGUCAAGUGUUGUUGCUUCUUCCCCCAAACUCAGCCAAAUAUUUCUCGCAACAAGUCAUCCAUGAACUUGUUGAACAAACUCGUUGGGCUGGGUAGUCCAAGGGCAUCAGAAAACACGAAUUCAACUGCUGCUCGAGGACCAGAUGAUGACAUACCAGCACCAGGUCAACAGUUUGCCCAGUUUGGUGCUGGCUGCUUUUGGGGUGUUGAGCUGGCCUUCCAGAGGGCAUCGGGGGUGACCAAGACGGAAGUUGGUUAUAGCCAGGGGAAUUUACAUAAUCCAAGCUAUGAGGAUGUGUGUUCAGGGACCACACACCACUCGGAGGUUGUAAGGGUUCAAUAUGAUCCCAAAGAGUGUAGCUUCGAGACUUUGCUUGAUGUGUUCUGGUCUAGACACGAUCCUACUACACUGAAUCGACAGGGUAAUGAUGUGGGAACACAAUAUAGGUCUGGAAUAUACUAUUACACACCUGAACAAGAGAAGGAAGCCAGAGAGUCUUUGGAACAACGACAGAAGAAGCUGAACAGGAAGAUUGUUACUGAGAUUCUUCCUGCCAAGAAGUUCUACAGGGCAGAAGAAUACCAUCAACAGUACCUUGAGAAAGGGGGGAGAUUUGGUUCCAAGCAAUCUGCUUCUAAGGGAUGCAAUGAUCCAAUUCGGUGCUAUGGUUAGUUUAAUAUGAGGAUUGGAUCUGAGGUUCUAAAUGACUGGUUUAGAUGUUAAAAGUAGAGAGUUUUGUUGACAAGUAUUUGUGAAUAUAUCAAUAAAGCUUAGUCACGCUCUACCUACUCUGUUUUACUAAUAGGGUGAAGAUCACUAUAGAAUUAGAAUCUGUUCUAGAGUUAUCUAGUAUUUUGUAUGUAUAGUUUUCUAAUAACUGUUUUUAUAAUACCUUUAAUUAGUGGCACUUCUUGAGUUACAAUAUCUUUAUUUUGUUGAGUUAAGGUAUCCAAGAGAUAGGUUUUGUGAACUGAUUAGUCAACAUCAUUUAUGUAAAUUAAAUUAAUUAGUCAACAUCAUUUAUGUAAAUUAAA